CAGUACUGCUGCUGGAGUAGAUAAACAAUACACUGAUAUAUAUUCAUCGACACUCAGAAAAAGAGCGGGAAUAAGGGCCGCACCGAGUUAAACAUAGACUGUACUCAGCUGGCGAUUAUUACCAAGCGGAGAGAUAAGAUUUUUGUGGAGGAGAGAGACGGCACGAGAGCAGAGCGAGGUGGGAAGGAAAGAAGCUCAACAUCUACACAAAGGAAGGAGAGGGGGAAGGUUUAAUCACACAAUGAUCUCCACACAUGCCUGAUUCAGCUGAGGAGAAGCACUAUUAUAAAGUUAAUUUAUAUCCCACUAUUACCUGUCCUCCAUUCUCUGGCCUCUCCAGCUGAGUGGCUGCCCAUGUUCCCUAAGCUUUGUUAUUUUUGCUACACUGCGGGCGUGCUCCAAUGCUGAGCUCCGCCGCAUAGCCAUACCAUGACCAGUCUAAAGCGUUCACAGACCGAACGUUCUGUGGGCGGCUCUGUUCCCGCCACAGAUGAGUUUUACACUCGUCGUCUGCGCUUGCCCAAUGGAGGUGCACCACCCCCUCGCAGCGAGAGCACACACUUGACUGGCACGCCUGGAGUUCCCAAAAUGGGAGUUAGGGCACGGGUUGCUGACUGGCCUCCCAGGAAAGAUGGCAGCAGUGGUGGAGGAAAUGAAGUGGGUGUGUGGCACAUCACAGUGGAGGCUGAUUCCCCUUCUACCACCACAGGAAGCACCCAGAGUAACUUGUCGACCAAGCUCGGUCACCUGAUAAGCCCGCAGGACUCAUCCAUGCUGCGUAACAUUCACAACACACUGAAGAGCAAGAUGCAUAGCAAAGGUAAAGACAAUCGCUUUCUCUCCCCGGAUGGUCAUCUCGGUUCGCCCCGCAAGAACAUGCGGCGAAUCCGACAGCGCAGCAACAGCGAUAUCACCAUCAGUGAGCUGGAUGGCGAUGGCAGUGAGGGCUGGUCUUUUUCAGGCUGGACACCCAUGCAUAGAGAGUAUGGUAGCACCUCCUCAAUCGACAAGCAUGGCGUAUCUGGCGAGAGCUUCUUCGAUAUGCUUAAAGGUUACCAGACCGAUGCUCCUGACCAGCGCAGCCCUGCCCCUGAAAAGUUGAGUGAGUUGCUGACAGUAGCCCAUAAACAAACUGCCCUUGACCUGCCUGAUGGACCUCUGGGUCCUCCACGUGGCAGUCCUGCCAGUCGCCUGAAAGAAAGAGAAAAACACCUGAAACGGCGUUCCAAGUCAGAGACAGGAGGAGAGUCCAUUUUCCGCAAGCUACGUAGCGUUAAAGCUGAAGGUGAUUCAUCACGUGCAGGUUCUGAUGCAGAAGAUGGAAAGUCUGAUGAUGCAGGUCCUCCUCCCAAACCAUGGGUCUGCCAGAAAGGGUUUGCACACUUUGACGUCCAGAGUAUUCUGUUUGACCUGAAUGAGGCCGUGCAAAGUCGACAAAGUGCAGUUAAGAGGAAGAACACCACCACCGGUGCCUCUGCUGCAGCUGCUGCCUCUGCUUCCAACACAUCAUCUCUCUCAUCCACCCAAAGUGGGGCUUACGGCUCCCCUUGCGGCAGCCAGGAGGAGCUCAACAUCAAGGAUGGACCUUCUCUUGACUCGGGUGACGACAAGAGCAACGAUCUAGUUCUCAGCUGCCCAUGUUUUCGUAAUGAGAUUGGUGGUGAAGGAGAGAGAAAUAUCAGUCCUUCAAAGCAGGGCAGUAUCGGCAGUGGGGCCUCCAGCUCUUCAAUAGACGAAGAAGGAUCCCCCGAAAGAGCUCCCAACACCCAUUUUAGUAAUGCAGGGGUAGCUGUUCUUGAAGCGCCCAAGGAUGGCAAGAGUCUCCACCAUGAUCGUGAAAAAAGCAACAUAGUUGAACAUGUGGACUUGGGUGCCUAUUAUUAUAGAAAGUUCUUUUAUUUGAGAGAGCACUGGAACUACUUGGGUGUCGAUGAGACACUGGGGCCAGUAGCUGUUAGUAUUCGUCGGGAGAAACUGGAGGAUCACAAAGAGCACGGCCAGCAAUACAAUUACAGAAUCAUCUUCAGAACCAGUGAGUUAACAACCUUAAGGGGCUCCAUUUUGGAAGACUCUGUGCCCUCCACCUCCAAGCAUGGCUUAGCUCGAGGUCUGCCUCUGAAAGAGGUGCUAGAAUAUCUUGUCCCUGAACUCAAUGUUCACUGCCUCCGACUUGCCCUCAAUACACCCAAGGUCACAGAGCAGCUGAUGAAACUGGACGAGCAGGGGCUCAGUUUCCAGCUGAAGGUGGGAGUCAUGUACUGCCAGGCUGGGCAGAGCAGUGAGGAGGAGAUGUACAAUAAUGAGGCAGCAGGUCCCUCCCUGGAGGAGUUUCUGCAGUUGCUGGGAGAAAGGGUGCGCCUUAAGGGUUUUUCUAAAUACCGUGCACAACUGGACACUAAAACGGAUUCUACUGGAACCCACUCUUUGUACACAACUUUUAAAGACUAUGAGAUCAUGUUCCAUGUGUCGACAAUGCUCCCCUACACACCCAAUAACAAACAGCAGCUGCUAAGGAAAAGACACAUUGGAAAUGACAUAGUUACAAUCGUGUUUCAAGAGCCCGGUGCAAAACCCUUUAGCCCAAAGAACAUCCGUUCGCACUUUCAACACGUCUUUGUGGUUGUACGAGCACACAAUCCAUGCUCUGAAAACACCUGCUACAGUGUUGCAGUGGCACGCUCCCGAGAUGUACCAGCUUUUGGACCAACUAUUCCUGAGGAAGCAACAUUUCCAAAGUCCACCAUCUUUCGAGAUUUCUUGCUGGCCAAGGUCAUUAAUGCUGAAAAUGCAGCCCACAAGUCGGACAAGUUCCGUGCCAUGGCCACUCGGACAAGGCAGGAGUACUUGCGGGACCUGGCUGAACGCCACGUUACGAGCACACCUAUCGAUCCCUCUGGCAAAUUCCCUUUUAUUUCUCUGGCACACAAGCGAAAAGAGAAGACACGGCCAUAUCUUUGUGCAGAAAUGCGCAGUCCGGGGGCCAUCACCUGGCCUGUUUACGCAGAGGACCAUGGGGCUGGAGGAGAACUGCAAGGUCUACUGGCCAUUUCCAAUGACUUUCUUGUGGUUGUGGACCCAGAGGCCAAGGCUGUAGUCUUCAACUGCACUGUCCGAGAUGUUAUUGGUUGGACUAUGGGAAGCCCUGCUUCCAUGAAGAUCUACUAUGAGCGUGGAGAGUGCAUCUCACUGCGCUCCAUCAACAACAACACAGAAGACUUCCGUGAGGUUGUCAAACGUUUGGAGCAUUUUACUAAAGGCUGUGAAACCAGUGAGAUGACCUUGCGGAGGAAUGGACUGGGCCAGCUUGGCUUUCAUGUUAACUACGAGGGCAUUGUGGCAGAGGUGGAGCCAUACGGUUAUGCCUGGCAGGCGGGGUUGAGGCAAGGCAGUCGAUUGGUUGAGAUUUGCAAGGUGGCUGUGGCAACACUUUCACACGAACAGAUGAUAGACCUACUCCGCACCUCAGUGACUGUGAAAGUUGUGAUCAUACCACCCCAUGAGGAUGCCACACCUCGGAGGGGAUGUUCAGAGCUGCACCGUAUGCCUGUGGUAGAAUACAAGGGUAGCAAUGAGAGCGGCUCAUUUGAGUACAAGUUCCCUUUUCGAAGCAAUAACAACAAAUGGCAGCGAACCUCAUCCAGUCCACAGCAGUCCCUCACCGCCUCGCCCCAGAGUCACAGCGGAACACCGAACCGGGCUGUCAGCCUAGGGGCCAGCAUGGGCAAAACCCUCUCUGCUGAGCGGCCUGAGAGAGCUGCUCAAAUCCCCCGCAGCGUUUCUAGUGAUGGCAGGCCACUGGAUUGCAAAAGGAUGUCUCCAGGUUCUGAGAACUAUGCCCUGAGCUCCUCUCUCGUGUUGGGCCGCUCGCCGCACAACCGCAGCUCCCCCAGUAACCUCUCCUGCUCCAGUGACACGGGCUCUGGCAGCUCAGCUCACUGGAGGCAGAAGUCCAUGCCUGAGGGAUUUGUGCACAACAGGCACUCUCCUCUACCAGCAGAGCGGCAAAUCGUGGCAGAAGUUGGGAGCAGCGGCAAGUCGACCCACAACUGGACCAGAGUUGAAGACGGCUCUGACAGACCACCAUCAGAUACUCCAGUCACUAAGUCUAGCUCCUCCUAUUCAGGCGGCCCACGCAUCCAGAGGCAGGAGCAGGUCAUUCACCUUUCUCCCAAGAAGGGCAGCCAGUCAGAAGGUCCUCACUCUCACUCCAGCAGUAACACUCUCUCCAGCACCACGUCCAGUGGGGGUCACAGUGAUGACAAGUGGUAUGAUCUAGGUGGUGGAGGACUGGGAGAGCAGCCGGAUGCGGAGCCAAAUGGUCUAGGCGGUGGUGGAUACCUGAAGGGUGCUUCAGCAGACAGUGGCAUUGAUGCCACAUCGUACGGCCCCCCUCAUGGGAGUCCCAGCUCUCUGCUGACUGUGGGAGCUCCUGGGCCACCCAGAGAGCGUGCUCCUUCACCCUGGCACAGCCCCACAGAAGGGGGCCGAAGGGUGCUUGAGAGGUCCCCUCCUGCUGCAGAGUCUCCAGUGUCCCCUGCAGAUGGGCCGCCUACAACCCGAAGCCCAUCAACUCAUCUGCUGGUCCGGGAUGGCAGUUCCUACAGUCUGAGCGACAUGGCGUCCUAUUCCAGCACACGCCACUCUGUCAGCCCUGCUGUCCUGAGCUCCAGCCACAGCUCCCCACGAGAAGAGUCUUCCUCAGCCACCUCCUCCUCCUCCUCCCAGAGCUCUGUGUCACCUGGCCCCAAGAGUUUCUAUCCUCGUCAGGGAGCCACCAGCAAGUACCUGAUUGGCUGGAGGAAACCGGGCAGCACCAUCAACUCUGUGGACUUUGGGGACACACGCAAAAGACCACAGGGUGAAGGGACAGACGGUGGUUCAUCUCAGCCCAGGCCUUCUCUCAGAGAUCUGCACUCUGCUCAAGCUAUGUGCAAGUCCACAGUGGAAAAGGACCUGAAGAAACUCAGUGUAACAGACAGUCCCCCAUCCAAACAACACAAGGAGAAGCAGUCGUCCUCCUCAGGCCCAUCAACCUCAGGGAGGCGUUCUCUUCAGCGCACCUUGUCAGAUGAGAGUAUAUAUCGGGGUCAACGGCUGCCAUCUCUGGGAGAUUCCAUUCUGGAGCAGGCUCUUGCCAGCGACGUGCUCUUCAGCUGCUCUACCCUUCCACGAUCUCCAACCACCCGUGGCGCCCCAUUGCGUAGACCCUCCUACAAAAUGGGCAUCAAGAUGCAUGGUGACUUCUCAGCGUCUGACACGUCUCUAGCAGACCUGCAUGAGCGACAGAGGCGGCCUCCACCUGAAAUGGGUCUCAUGCCCCUUCCAGACACGGACACUGGCAGUGGCCUGGACUGGACACACCUUGUGGAUGCUGCCAAUGCUUUUGAGGGUGAGAAAAGACCACAGCGCAUCCAGAGAGGAUUUAUGUUUAGUUCUCAGGACGUCAGUCAGAGAGGAGAGAGUUCACUCAGUCCUCAACACCUAGACCUUCAACCAGUGCCCCACUCCAGACUCUCUCCUAGUGAGGGGCCGAGAAGCUACGGUGGAAAGGUUUCUCAACUGGAGGCUUUUGUGAAGAUGUUACAGGACGACUUGAAGAAGGAAAGGGAAGAUAAAUUGAAACUGCAGGCACAAAUUAAGAGGCUUUGGGAGGACAAUCAGAGGCUGCAAGAAGAGUCUCAAAGCUCUGCAGCCAAGCUGAAGAAGUUCACAGAAUGGGUCUUCAAUACCAUCGAUCUGAACUGAGUCAUUAGCAGAAGACAGGGGAAAUCAAUGGACUUUCUGAGGACCAGACAGAAGUGGGAGAGACUUACUCACUGCACCAUGUGCUACCAGAUUAAGAACUAUCCACUCAAAAUUCAAUGAAAUUUCUUCACAAACUGCUAAACAUUUUAAACCUUGUUGAUGAGGAACCAACACUGACUUGACUCACUGAGUCAAAAGAAAAAAAAAAUCUUUACUUCUAGACUCUCCAGAUCACUUGGGACAUCAUUAGAAGUGCCCACAGGAGUAACUAGUAACUGUCUGUGAUGCCAGCCUCUACCUUCCAGGCUGUUACAUUCUUUCCCUCCUGUGCCCUACUAACGACUAGCAACCUGACAUUCUGUUUCAGUCAUUUGGACAGUGCUACAGCCCAGCCCCAUCCAGACCUCAGAGACCAAGUAGAAGAAAAAAAAUUAAACCAUGACUCCUCAGCUACAUGGCCAUAUUUCAGCGCAUCCUAUAUAUUUCACCUUGAGCACCAAUUUUUGCCAUAUCGUGAAAUUUUGCAGAGUCAUUGUGGUUUUGGAAUUUCUGCUUUUUUUCUUGACUGCUCCGCUAUCAAAUUUGUCGAAAGCCUGCCCGCAUGCUCUGGCAAAUCAAUCUACAAAACUCCCUGCUCUUCAGAUACCAUUUGCAUUUCAAAAGAAGAAAAAGACCAUUUUUGAGGUGGCAUGAAGUGAUCUGCUCACAAUGAAGUCAAAACAUGUGUUGUGGUGUUUCAUCUCAACAUCAAUCAAAGCAAUAGCAGGGAGUCUAAAUCCUUGGCCUAAAUACUAGGCUCUGCAGGACUAAAAGCAAACCAUAAUGACUCUGGCAAUAUUCUGCUUCGAUUCCUGCUUCGAACGCUGGAGAUCCUACAGUCUCCAAGAAUGCCGAUCUGGAAUUUAAGGACAAAUCUUUAUUUGAGAACAGUUCCGUUAUUUAUUUAAGUUGUUAUGAGUAAAUAAUUCUCUUUGCGUGCAGUACAACAGACAUCUGUGAAUACCAUUUAUUUAGGAAGGAAAAAAAAUUAUCUUUUUUUUUUUUUUUUUUUUGAGUUCAGCCUGAGCUGCAGUACCUUUUGUUGUGCACGUUGUGGUGCCUUCGUCUGCUAUUGUGUUUCUUUAGUGCCAUCUAGUGGUGAUAAGUGAUUGUCUCACUUGAUUUCAGCUGUAAUCUAUUCCAGUUUGUUUACACGUUGCCUAUACACCCCCAUGCAAACAGUAGUGUUGGAAACCUUUCAUUUAGAGAGUUAACACAAUAAAAAGCAGACACAUGGGUAUUGAAUUCAAUAUCAGGGAUGAGAGGAAUUGCUUUUCUGAAAAAAGGGAUAAAAAGUCAGACUCUAAUGUAAGAAGAGCAUGAGGCUCCUUCAAGAACUGAACCGUUAACAGGAGACACAAGUUCUCUUGAAAAUUUGGUCUGCAUACACACAGAGUAGGUUCUCAGGUGCUGGAUGAUUUUAUUUUUCAAGCGGCCAUCAUUGCGUAAUGAGUGUGGAACCAAGAGGAAGAUCCAGCCAGAGGGAUGGUUUAGUUAAGAGCCAGGUUCACUGCCUGGGAUCAGUAAUAUUGAACAGUUUGCCCUGUAAUCUCAAACCCAGUUAUUGCACUUUGCUCUUGCCUGGUUCUUCCAUCUGAACGUAGUGGCAUUCCUGGACCAGAAUAGUCAGUCAUCAAAGACUAAACACUCUGCCCUAGUUCUAUCAUUGAACCAGUAAUGUAUAUUGUAUAGAUCUAAAUUUUCCUGUCAGCAGGGCCUCUUUAUUAUGUUCAGCAAGCUCUAGCCAAUUUCUCAGUACAAUGAAGACAGUGUCGAUUUCUAGAUACUUUACGUAUUAUGAAGAAAAUGUGCACAAUGGAUCCGGAGGUAACUUUGAUUUGCGCUCGUGUAGCGUGCAGCGAUAAUAGAUUCUGUUCUAGGAAUCACUAGAAGUAUCUCAGAAACUGCCUCCUGAUACCUGCAGAGAAUGAAACACUAAGAAUGCCAAACAUUUUGACUGCACAACACCGAGAAUAACAUGCCCAAGUGAAUAAGAGAUUAUUAGUUUCAUUUCCACACUGUAGUUUUCAAGUUUGCUGCUCCAGUACACAGGAGGGUGUAAAAAGAGUAUCAAACUUCCUGACUGCUGAAAAUAUGACUGCUAUUUAUUCUCUCAUCUCUCACCUGCCCUCUGGUUUGGUAUUCCUUUUUCCAGCUUUCUUAAUCAUUUUUAAAACAUAAAUGGCUUUGUUCUAAAACAAAAAAAGGUAACAUAUUGAUGACUGUGUUUAUGUGAAUGUUUAUUUCUUUUUUCAUUCUCCUCUAUUUUCUUAUUUUGUUCUUAGUUUCCCCAAAUUGAAUUUAUUUGCACUGUUUUUGAAUAAAUCUUAUAUUGCUAUUGGUUUAUGGACAUGCAUAAACAUAUGGCUCUUGAUGUUGUUUCUUGUUUUGUAUGCAGUUAAUUUUUAAGAGGCAAGGCUGGGAUUGUGCUUCCCUCCUUUUUUCUCUUUUAUAUUGUGUCAUUAGACAUUACUUCAUAUAUUCUCUGAUCUGAACUUUAAAGAAUUGUGUUUUAAUGAUGUGCACAUUUUAAUAAGGAGCAUUACAAUUACGAAAAGUACUGUUUACAUAUACUGUUCAUCAUCUUUGUAAAGUGUAGAGGUUUAAAAAGAGGCAAUUUCCAGUGAUUCCAAUAUUAAGGUUUCAUAAAUAAAUAAAAAUU
Molecule: messenger RNA, 8446 nt
Organism: Xyrauchen texanus (razorback sucker)
Lineage: Eukaryota; Metazoa; Chordata; Actinopteri; Cypriniformes; Catostomidae
Product: signal-induced proliferation-associated 1-like protein 1
Exons: 21
Coding region: 430-5745 (1771 amino acids)
Biological process (GO): regulation of small GTPase mediated signal transduction; activation of GTPase activity
Cellular component (GO): cytoplasm
Molecular function (GO): protein binding; GTPase activator activity
Source: RefSeq, a predicted model, not a curated record